Messenger RNA from Papaver somniferum (opium poppy), 1174 nucleotides. RefSeq lists its product as uncharacterized. The record is from RefSeq and is a predicted model, not a curated record. The transcript is spliced from 5 exons. The coding region runs from base 234 to 926 and encodes 230 amino acids. Lineage: Eukaryota; Viridiplantae; Streptophyta; Magnoliopsida; Ranunculales; Papaveraceae.
AUCACUUCAAUUUGAGUCUUGUUAUUUGCCUUCUAAAGAUUUUUACUCUCCCCCUUAAUAGCUAGUACAUAUUUCCUUUCCUAUCAUGAAAAAAGAAAAAGAAAAGAACUCUUAUGGGUUAACAUAUCAAGAGUCAUAAACACAGGUCUCAGUCUUUUGAUUUUGGCGCCAAAACCCAAUUGCCAGUACUUAUUUGAGCGCAAGAGACGAAAAGUUAAUCGAAUAAAGUAAGUAUGAAGUCGAAACCGUUGUUUUCAUCAGACGGAGGAUUUGGGCAACUUUCACUUUCUAAGUCUUUUCCGAUCAAACCCUUAUCUGGCGAUUCCAAUAAUGAAGGAGGAAAAAUUAAACUAUUAAAGAAGAAUCCAUCAAUUUCCCUCUCUGAAUUUCUAAACCGAAAAGUCACCACAAAUUCCAAUCCAUCUAAAACAAUUCAGAAUAAGCAGAAACCUUUUCUAGGGAUUGAGGGUAAAGUUGGAAAGAAAAGAGGGAUAUCUGAGGUUGAUACUGUUGUUCUUGAUGAAUCUGUUUUCAAACAGUUUAAUCAUUCUAGAAAGCAAACUGAGAGAGAAGUGGAGGAAUGUAGAGACAUAGAUGGUGGAAGUGAACCCGAAGGCUCUACUGAACCAGAUUUGACGACACCAUGCAACCCUUUUCGCGUUUCCUCCAAAGGUGGAGAUGAAAGGACUACCGCUCCAACUCCAAAGCACUUGGUAGUUCUUGGAGAUGAUCCAAAACCUAAGCAAAAGCAGAGAGAGGAGAUAUUUACUAGAAACAAGAAGCAAAGGCCUCUCUAUAAUCACUAUGCAAAUGGCAGUGGAUGGUGGGACUGUGAUAUGGAGGGUGUUGACAACGAAGAAGUAGGCUGCAAUGAAACAUGGGAAGGCAUGGGUUCAACUACUUUGGGAGGACUUGACUGGCACUGAUGAUCUAAUCCAAGCGUUCCAUAAAGAAAGCAUCAUUGAUGUUCACUUCAACUGUGAACUUGUUCUCUUCCGUUUACGCGUGCCUUUUCUCUUCUUCGUUUCAGUAUGUUGCAGAUCUAGGGUCAUACUGGAUAGAAUGAAUCCUACACUGUAAAUUUGUCGGGCAUUUGGAUUUUUUAAUCUGACUUUGUUGGCAACUGGGUUUUAUAGCAACCUGAAUAUUCAAGCUUCAUCCUUCACACAUGAAA